Pieris macdunnoughi is the source of this 378-nucleotide messenger RNA. The record is from the annotation of a GenBank genome assembly. NCBI's taxonomy places the organism in Eukaryota, Metazoa, Arthropoda, Insecta, Lepidoptera, Pieridae.
AUGAGACGGACCAGGAAACAAUUUCAGACACUGGCUUUAAUCGAUUUAUUUCCAGACGAAACAGUAUUUAAAGAUAAUUUAAAAAGUAAAAGAAAUAGUAAGUUAAUGGGCUCGCUGCCUUACGGCUGCGGUGGAGACCAACACCAAACUGGUUUGACUGCACGCGAUCUGGCUCGAACGAAGGAACAUGCAACGAACAAAAAGAAACCUAAAUGCAGACCAGCUUCAGCUCUAGGAAACGCUGACCUUGGACGCAACGAGCAUGGCACCUGGUGUUUUUGUGCCCUCCGCAACUUGCACAGCUAUAUUUGUUACAAAUUCGCUCACUAUUUGAUUUACGUUUCGUUCUAUGUUCGAGCGUAUCCUGCCUUUUGUUAA